AUGGGCAGAGUAAGUACCAAGGUCAUCUUUUACGAGGACAGGAACUUCAUGGGUCGCACCUAUGAGUGCAGCAGCGACUGCUCCGACAUGUCGUCCUACAUGAGCCGCUGCCACUCGUGCAGGGUGGAGAGCGGCUGCUGGAUGGUGUACGAUCGGCCUAACUUCAUGGGGAAUCAGUAUUUUAUGAGGAAAGGCGAGUACGCCGACUACCACAGCAUGUGGGGCUGGGGCAUGAACGACUGGAUCAGGUCCUGCCGCAUGAUUCCUAUGCACAGAGGCUCGUACAGAAUGAGGAUUUACGACAAGGAGAACUACAUGGGACAGAUGAUGGAGGUGAGUGACGACUGCGACUCCAUCAUGGAUCGCUACCACUGGUCAAGCGGAUGCCACUCAUGCCAUGUUAUGGACGGGCACUGGCUCGUGUAUGAACAUCCACAACACCGAGGCAGGAUGUGGCACUUUGGACCAGGAGAGUACCGUAGCUUCAGAGAGAUGAUGGGAAUGAGUAGCAUGAGGUUCAUGAGCAUGAGGCGCAUCAUGGAUUCCUGGUAUUAA
This is a messenger RNA of Trichomycterus rosablanca, 555 nucleotides long. RefSeq names its product gamma-crystallin M2-like. The transcript is spliced from 3 exons. The record is from RefSeq and is a predicted model, not a curated record. NCBI's taxonomy places the organism in Eukaryota, Metazoa, Chordata, Actinopteri, Siluriformes, Trichomycteridae. Gene Ontology annotation, molecular function: structural constituent of eye lens. The coding region runs from base 1 to 555 and encodes 184 amino acids. Gene Ontology annotation, biological process: visual perception; lens development in camera-type eye.